AUGGCUUUCAACAACAACAAUAAAAUUCACCAGCACUUGAAGGUUGUUCCUCCAUCAUCAUCAUCAUCAUCACAAACAACAAUAACCAUUCCUCUCACUUCCUAUGACCUACUUUUUCUAAGGUCCCGUCCAGUAGAGCGCAUCUUCUUCUACACCCUCAUAAAUUCUCAAUCACACCCCUCUUUCUUCUUCCAAAAUAUUGUUCCAACUCUCAAUUCUUCACUCUCUCUAACCCUCCAACACUUUCUACCUAUAGCUGGCAAAAUCGUUUGGCCUUCAGAUUCUUCAAAACCAUUCAUCCGUUUCAAUCCUAAUGACAAUGAUACCGGAGUUUCAUUGCUCAUAGCAGAAUCUAAUGCUGAUUUCGAUCAUGUCAUUUCAAACUCACCCCAUGAAGCUUCGUUAUCUCGGUCAUUUAUACCCGACUUGGAAUCUUCAGAUUCCUUUGCUUCUAUUAUCUCACUGCAAAUCACUUUUUUCCCAAACUCUGGCUUCGGCAUAGGAAUUACUUCACACCAUGCUGUUUUUGAUGGAAAAUCUUCAUCCAUGUUCAUGAAAGCUUGGGCUUAUAUAUGCAACAAAAUAAUUCAAUCUGAAACACCAACUUUGUUGCCAGAGUUAGAGCCUUCGUUCAACCGAGAAAUCAUCGACGACAAAAAUGGAGAUGACUCAAUCGAGCGCAUAAACAAGUUAUUCCAAACGGAAACUGUAAAUCAAAGAAGCUUAAAGAUUUUUCCAUUUGAAACAAAACUUGUAGACUCUGUCCGUGCUACGUUCAAGCUCACACGCGAAGAUUUGGAUAUAAUAAAGCAAAAUGUGUUAUCAAAAUGGGAAAUAUCUGAUACUAAUGAAUCAAAGCCACAUACUCUAUCCUCUUUUGUUCUCACUUGUGCUCAUUCAGUUGUUUCUAUAGCAAAAGCUAUGCAUGGAGUUGAAAAAGAGAGAGAAAAAUUUUCUUUUGCUUUUGCAGUAGAUUGUAGAGCAAGGUUGGAACCACAAGUACCAAACAACUAUUUUGGUAACUGUGUAAGAGGGGCUUUUAUGGAUACAAAACCAUUUGAUUUCAAAGAAGAAGAUAGUGUCUUUGUAGUUGCCAAACGUAUGCAUGAGAAAAUAAAGAUGAUAAAAGAAAAGGGUCUUGAAGGAAAUAUUUUGGAUGUGUAUGAUAAAUAUAAUUCUUUAAAUAAUGAAGGAUGUGAAACUAUAGGGAUUGCUGGGUCUAAUAGAUUUGGUGUUUAUGAGACUGAUUUUGGUUUUGGAAGGCCAAAAAAGGUGGAGAUUGUGUCAAUUGAUGGAGGUUUGGCAAUUGGUUUGUCAGAGAGCAAAGAUGGCAAUGGUGGAGUUGAAGUUGGUCUUGUUCGUAAUAGACAUGUAAUGGAUUUGUUUAGCAUUUUGUUUCAUGGAUUUCAACAUUGCAACAAACCUGCAUCUCUGCUGGCAACUUGUUAA
Messenger RNA from Vicia villosa (hairy vetch), 1449 nucleotides. RefSeq names its product malonyl-CoA:anthocyanidin 5-O-glucoside-6''-O-malonyltransferase-like. Lineage: Eukaryota; Viridiplantae; Streptophyta; Magnoliopsida; Fabales; Fabaceae. The record is from RefSeq and is a predicted model, not a curated record. Bases 1 to 1449 code for a protein of 482 amino acids. The transcript has a single exon.